ACUCAGUUGUUGAAUACGGUUCGCGUGCCGCAUAUGACUACGUUUUGGAGUUAUUUAUGAUCUAGUCUGUCUUGCAGGGGUGUUUAAUGGUUUAACUUGACUUCACUGAGACUGAUAAUAACACAGUUCAUAAUAAAAUAGUCUCCCUCCCGCGCCGAUCAGCUGACCAACCAAAACAAACAAAGUCACGAGGCUGCACCCAGCGAUGGCUCCCUCCCGCCGAAGGUGUGGCCCAGCGCCCCCUCCUGCCGGGUGUGGCUCGCCCUAACUUGGCCUGGUCAGACAUCCCAGCAGCCCCAUUCCAGCAUGGCGCGUAACAAGGGGGACUGCGGUCCCCUACUCAGGGCUCUCUUCCAGAAAGAGAAUGAAGUUCUCAAGGAACUGGAAUCCUUCAUAUCUCAAGAUGGAAAGCAUGAGUCAGUGCUCUCUAUGGAAGCAGUUGCUUCCUUAAAGGAAAAGCUGCUGACUAGCCCAGUGGCAGCCUCACAGAUCCUCAAGAUGCUGGAGACCUCCGGCACAAGCCUCAGGAAUGGCAAGCCAAAGGACAAGCAAACAAAAAAGGAGUGUGACCACAGAACACAAGAAGCUGUGAGUCCUGGUCAUGAUGUGGGUCAGGUGUGCAAGAUCUAUCAAGAGUGUCUUGACCACUGUCUGUGGAGACUGGAGAACCUUCAGGAAAAGCUGCACCAAGAAGAAGAAGAGUACUCUGCCUUGCUCAAGAGGCAGCAGAGGGGUUACUCCCCCAUGAGGACCAACGUAGGGAAGGUAAAGCAGAAAGCCAUAGCUUCUUCGGAGGCUUCAAAGUUUAAGGAAAGGAUUAUUGCCACCAACCAGAAAAAGGAGAAAAUGGAAAGUCUGUUUUACAAUUUAUUGUCACUUUCAAGGUGUAUCGAUGUUGCUUCCAUGAGAAAGCUGUUCCCAAGGAUGAUCGUGCUCUGCUAUGAGAAAAAGUUGUUAGUGGUGAAUAAGGUCUACAUGCCCUUAUUGUCAAGUUCCACUGAGUGCCUGAAAGCUUUUUGUGAGAGGGAGGGAGAGUACCUUUUAAAUAAAUUUUAUUACAAAAAUCAUGAUCUGACACAUGGCUUGAUGCCUCUCACUCACUCAAAGAUGAGAGAAAUCUUUUAUGUGUGUGUUCGUAACUCAAAACAUCUGAUGGAAAUUUUCUUUGAACACUUAUCAAAUUCUCUCAGUGGCAUGAAAGAUAUUGAAUCACAAGAAUUCUCAUGGUUGAGGCCACUGUGGCCUUUGCUGUACAUGCAGACAGUAAUGUCAUCUCAGGGAGUUGCAGAGUACACAGGCAUGGCAACACUGUUGAAGAAACACACCAGUGCAAUAGACCCUUUGUUGGCUGAGGUAUGUAGCCUUCUGGAGCGGGACAUGAGGCUGGUUCAGUGGUGUUUGGCUCACAACAGUAGGCUCAAAACACAGCCUUUGCUACAGCUUGUUAGGGAUCACUCUCCUCUCUAUGUUAUCCACAAAGCUAUUCAACUCAAAACAUUAGUCCCAAGUGAUGUGCUGCUCAUGCUUCAAGAACACUGUAUGGCCAGAGACUCAAGUGGUGUGUUGAACUCCUCCUGCAGAAACACUUACAUGGCUUUCUGUAUCUUAACACAGAUAUUUGAAAUUAUUGGAUCUGGGAUGCAGUUGGAUAAUAUAUCAACUGGGUGGCAGACAAGAAAAAGGUCACACAGUUGCAAGAUACCAGGUAGUAAUGAGACAAAUAGUUUUCAGGAAAGUCAAUGCCAUUCAUCUUUCUACAAAAAAAAUAUUGCAGAAAAGUUAAAAUCAGUUCAAAAGUUACUAGACACACUGCAGCCCCUAGCAUAUAAGCUUGAAUUAAUGGAAAAUAUCUACUCACUAUUGUUUGUGAGACACAGUGAUAUGAGUGACGAGGACCACAGUGAGGCGAGUGCAGAGGAAGGGGAGAUGGACCAAUCCUUGCCUUCCCAACACACAGAUGCUGACAGCCUUAUGAGUCUCUCUGCCUCCACCAAUCCUCACCAUUACCCUGCCAGGGACUCUCCAGAUCCUACCUGCAUCACUGCAUCUCAGAACAACACUGAAGGUGCCACAAGGAAAAAAGUACUUGAUUUUUCAGAGUAUGUGGUGUUAGAUGAAUAUGGCAUUGAGAGGGUAAACUUUUCCAGUAAGCAGUCAUCCGUCAACAGUACAUCAGCACUUCAACCUGUCAGCAAAUCUUCCUCUCCGGAAGGAAAAGAUCAAGAAGAACCUGCCGCAAAUGAGUUGAUGCGAUGGGAGAGUCAGCAGCACUCCAGUCAAAGUGGUGAAGCGGCAGUACAGCGUCAAAGCAGUUGCACAGCCGUGAGUGGGAAGAGUGCCACGUCCAGCGCCGGGGAGCUGCCCCGCACAGGCUUCCUCAUCAACACUCUGGUGGCCUGGGACGUCAUGCUGAUGCUGAAGGAGGUACUCUUCGUGUUCACCUCAGAGUGUUUCAAGCAGGUGAGUAGUGAAGAGGCGUCGACCCGGCAGGACAUUGAGAGUCGUGUGUCGUACCUUUCCAUGUGUGUCAAUGAGGGGCUGUGGAGGCUGCAGGUGAUGGUUCCAGGUACUCACUCCUUUGGCUCACUUGACAUAUUUGAUGAUUAUCUGAAUGGCACUCUCUUCUCCCAUGCCUCCCAACAGUUGGUGUACGAGUCCCCUCCCCCACUUGAGAAUACUAAAAAGAAGCUUGGGAAGGAUCCUGAACCUCCACAGAUAAGAGGAAGCUCAUCUGUACCCAGCAGUGUUAUAAACUUUCUCUUUGCUCCAUCAUCAAGCCUCAUCACCAUGUCUCUGGCUAAUGGGAAUGUUGAGAGGAUAGAAAAGAUAUUUCGUGCUUUUGAAAUUCCCGACACGGCUGAUAAGAGGGAAGCACACCUUGCAAUGCGCCUCAGUCAGCUGCGACCAAAACUUUCUGUCACACGCCAGAGAUCUGCUCGACCCAGAGAAUCCAAGGUGGUAGUGGAUGGUGGCAGUUCCCAAGGCAUGCUGCAAUGCAUUGGACUGCUGGCCAGGGAAGGGACAGCUCAAGUUGGAGCCACAAAUCUCAUACAUGAUCUGGUCACCUCUUUGCCUCCCCCAGUCCCCAAGGGUAUCCCAGAGGCAGCAGUGGUGACUGAGUGCCCUGUAACAGCUUCCUUCCUCAACCCCAUGGCCCUGGUACUAGCUGAUUUGGCUCUUACUGUGGAUGUAACAGAGACCACUGCUACCUAUAUCCUUGAGCAAGUCUUUCAGAAACAUCCUCUCCAGAAUUCUGAACACAAACAUGUGGAAACAUGUUCUGGAAUUGUAGGUUACCUUCCUCUCCUGCAUCAACUUAAAGCAACUUGCAGAACUAUUGUAAGUUUAAGAGAAUCAGAGAAAGAGCCAGAAGGGGAAGGUCCUUCAUGUGAUGCAGGAAGUGGUGUGGAUAAAAGCAUUUCUAUUUGUUUGGGUGGACAAGUUGCAACUCCAUUUUCUCUUUUGAUGUCAUAUCUUCCAUUGAAGGAUGAGGAGUUGAAAGCACAUGUGUAUGGCUGGUCAAAGGUCCUGAGGAGUGUAAGUGCUGUUCAAGAGGCCCUCCUCAGCACCACCAUUGACAAGGAGGACCAGACUAAUGUAAUGCAGCGGCUCAACUCUCAGAACAAUCAGGUGCAUCAUGCAUACAAAACUUUGAUUCGCACACUAAGCUCGGAAGCCCCUCACUUGUCUGGGAAGUCAUCCAGAGGCAAAUCUGCUGUCAAAGUGGGAGCUUACGUCAGGUCAUUCUAUCAGUACUUACAACUUAUGUCGGCAAUGGUCACCCAGCAUGCAGAAAAACGCUACAGUAAAAUGGGUAGCCACUUCUCACUCUUGUCUGAGAGGCCUGUCGAGAUAUUGGGAUCACUGAUUUUCCAGGAGUGUGUUGAUCCUGUGAGACUUGAACCCAUUGCCAGCAAGAUGAAGCUGAACCUGACAUCCAUGAUCCUCCAGUAUUGCUGCCCUAAAUUCACCAUCCCCAGAGAGAAUUCUUACCCGGAAAGUCUUCCCAGCGGUGCCAAGGGAAGAGUGCAUGCAUUGGGCUUCCAGGUGGUGAGAGAGCAAGUCAUCAUGAACAGUGGGACAAUAACAUGCCAAGAUGGUGUGUAUGGUGAAGUAGUGGUGCAGAGCCUCCUCACAUCACUCCUCAGUAGCCUCCAUGAAGCCACUCAGUCUAGCACGGUCAUAUCACAGACUGGCCUCAGAGCGUUAGUGCUGAAUGAUGCCACGGCCCCAAGAUUCCUCACACAAGUAGAUGUCCAAGAGACCCUGAAGGACACGGCAGACCUGUCGGCUGUGGACUUCAACAAGAUGCGCCCCGGGAGGGAAGCCGUGGUGUUCUUCAUCAACUUGGCCAACCUGAUGUUCAUUCACGCUGGGCUGCUCAACCAUGUCCUGUACCCAAGCAGCAAACUGAACCCUCAAGCCCGAGGGGUAUUCUCCAACUACCAGCUGGAGCGUAUAUGUGCCAUGAGGCGCAUGGGCUAUGUGGUUGGCCAGCUGGGGUUUGUCUCCUUGUAUGAUGUCCUCUACACUGUCCUGCAGCUACAAAACCCACUGUCCAGCAUAUUGGUGCAGAAUGAUCCAAUAAAUAGAAUCAGCAUCUGUGAGAGUAACUUGAUAUGUACAAAACUGCUUCCCAAGAGAGAGGAAUUGUCUUCCAUCUCAGAACUCUUGGAGCCGCUCUCGUCCCGAAUCAGCUUCUGUGUCACCCAAGGGACAUCAGUUUCUCCCAGAGUUCAGGUUUUGUUUGUGGACAGACUUGAGGAACAGCUUGAAGAGGCAGUACAGGAGCACAUGAGGCUGUUUUUCAUAGCACAGAGCAAAAGGAAGAGGAAACAGUCUGUAGAUACACAGGAGCGUCAUGGUAAAAAGGGCACAGAGAAGUGUAAAGUAGUGACAUCAAGAACAGUACUUGAUUAUCUUGCGGGCCGCCCCACUAGUAUUGUGGGAGGCAUGCAGAAGCUGCAGAAGAGCAUGCCACUAGAAAUGGCAGCUGUGAUGCAGGAAUUUAUUUCUGAACUGUCGAAGGGUAAACAGCUUGAGAUAGAUGUUCUUGAUCGAGAAGAAAACAGAGGCAUAGUUUUAGAGAUCAUUGAGUCCUUUGAAGAGGAAGGUGCCUCACAUGUAAUGCAGGACGAGGCCCAGUCUGUGCCCAGCAUGAGGGAGCUGCCUGGCCCAUUGUGGGAGGGCAGCAGACUCCCCCAGGCUGUGCUGGCCUACCUCCGCAGACAGUGCCCUCUCUUGUCCUUCAUUGUGCAGGUGUUUCACCAUACUGCAGAGAUCAGCAAGAAAGGUGAUGGAGCAGAGGCUGAUGACAAUAUAGACUAUGCAGACUUGUGGCUUAAGAUUUUGUACCCUCCUUCGCUAGGAAUCAAACCACCUGAAGAGGAAACCAAGAGAUUCUGGCCUGUCAAAAAUCUGUUCUCCCUGCAACGCCACCGAGCCUUGGCAAGGAUCUACGGCAACAACAAGGUCACCUCAGCCCUUGCUAGCAGCCCAGAUAUCUCCUCCAUCUGGGAGCUUGCUGAUAGCCUGCUGGGGAGCUGCUCCAUCACCCGGGGCCACAGGAGUCAGCUGCAGCAGCACACGAUAGCUCUGGUGGCGGUGCUGCAGUCCCUCCCGCCCAGCACCCGGGAGAGCCACCCUGACCUCACCCUCUUCCUGGACCAGCUACUCGUCUUCCUGGUGCAGGCCACUCCUCCUGAAGGUGACCCUGGACCCUGGAUCUAUGCCUGCCAGAUUGCUGACAGUGAAAUAAGAUAUGCAGUUGUGAUGGAGGCUCACAGAACUUGGCCCGCUGAGCCAGCCCAGGAGCUGCUGAGGGUGAUUGCCUAUGAUCCUCUCCUCUCGGCACACCUCCAGCGCCUGGCAGAGGCCCGCAGUAGUCAACUUAGCCUCUAUGAGAAGAUCCUGAAGCUGGAGGGAUUGUCCUGUACAUCAUGGCAGGAUGUAGAGAGGUUGUCGUCUGAGGAGCCAAUAUGCCUCAUGCAGCAUUUGGUUCAGAAAAAGAAGUUCAGCCUCAGCGUGGAGUGGGCCAAGCACCAUGAGGUGAAUGCCGAGCUGCGCCGCCUCGUGGACCAAAGUUACCUGAUGGAGGUGCUGGACAAGACUGCGCCAGACUUCACUGUUGCUUUGGAGGCCUUGGAGUCACUCACUCACCAAGAUCUGAUCAUUGCAGUGCGAGAACUACUUCAAAAGCUCUCAAAUUUCUCAACCCGGCGGUUUCUAAUGGAAUUUUAUGUCAAGAAGCAUUUCAGUGAAUGUGCAACCAUGAAAUCAGUGCAGACUUUUCCAGGUGAGGGAGGUGAGUCACCAGAGAGUAGUGAAGAUGUGUUGUGUGACUCUGGUGGAGGUGGUGGUGCUAGUGGUGGGGGUGGUGGUGGUGGUCAGCUGGAUGUUUGGGUCAUGCUGCAGGAGGUAAUGGGUCUGGUGCUGAUAGAAGUUGUAGCUCCUCCUGUUCUAGACAGGUUUCAGCUGAGCCACUUAGUAACCUCUCCUCAGCUCAUCAUUGAACAGUGGCUGAUGAACAUGCGCCUGGAGGCUGUGGACAAAGCUAUUAAGGAAUUGCGGCCAUUCCUUGACAUGGUGGACACUCAUACAGUGAUAACAGGUAAACUGAAGAACUUGGAUUCUUCAUCUUCAAGAAGUACUGAUCAAGACUUCCAAGGUCUGAGCUGGAACACUUUUAACCAACUCUUGGAAACUUAUGGUGCUAAAGCUUUGGACACUACUGGGGUGCAGCUUGCCCUCAAGCCUCCAACAAACAUUGACAAAGCACCCAAAAGAUUUGUAAUGCCAGCCCAUCCUCCCAAGAUGCAGGACUGGGUGCCUGAUACAGAGGUGCGCAAGUGUCCUGUGUGCCAGGUGACCAUAUUCUCCAUGUUCUCGCGCCGCCACCACUGCCGGAGGUGCGGCAGGGUGGUGUGCAGCACAUGUUCCCAGCACAGGAGUCUCGUUCAGGGCUACGAUGGCCUGUUUGUCAGGGUUUGCCUGGACUGCUACAAUCAGACCAAAGAGCUCAACCUCCACAACUAUGUACAAAUCCGGCCACUAGGAGAAGGGACAUUUGACUCUGUGUCAGUGAACAUGGAGGAUCAGAGUCCUCAGGGAGGUGCUUCCUUGGCCAGUGACAUGGAGGGGGGCUGGUACUUGUCAAAAGAUGAGCAGUACAAUGACAUAAUCCGACGUGAAUUUUGUUUUGACUAUGCACCGUCCUUGAGCUUGUGCCUUGCAAUUUUAUCCCACCAUCAAGAUGACAGGAAAGCUGCUUUAUGUGUCAUUAAACUGUGCCAUCACUUGUUCUCCCUGAUCACGUCUUCCCUCCAGUUGAUGAACCCAACAGUUGAUCACACCUUUGUUCUUUCAAUGAUUCAAACUCUCCUGGCCUCGUCGAAGGUUCGUUUUGGAAACAUCGGUGAACAACAAGGCAUUGGGUUGUGUGAGUACUACACCCAGUGGGUGGACCUGCUCUUCCUUAUACUGAAGUCAAACUGUGGUCACAUCAUUCCUCAUGAAGCUCUGGAAAACAUGCAGUUUAUUGGAGACUUACACCAGAGGAGUCUGCAGGGGGAGGGCAACAUGGGAGUGAUGUUGGACAGACGCCUGAAGCAGGAGUUUCUCUAUAUGAGGCGCCUAAGAGACAUGUUGGUGAAGAAACAGAAGUGGGAGUUGGCUCUUGAUGUGUCAACCAAGGUUGGCCUGGAAGCCAAUGGGGUGUGGGGGGCCUGGGCCAUGGCCUCUCUGAAGGCUGGCGACUUCCUUGGGGCCAGGGAACGCUUCUCUCGCACACUUGAGAGGCCCAAAGAUAAGAACAGGCCAUGCAAGCCGUCCCUGCUCUCUGAAGUCAUCAAAUACCUUGAGAGUAAUCCUUUCCAGGUGAACCAGCAGGUAAUGGAACAGGCUCAGCGCAUACGGUCAAGCAUCAUGCUCACUGACCACAACAAACACUCUUCGUCACAAGCACUAGUUGUUCUUCAUAGUCUGCAAAACCUUCACAAAAUUGCAGAAGGAAGUCUUACAUAUAGAGAGCCCCAACAGAGACUCUCUUUUCAUAGCAGUAAACAGAAGAAGGCAAGUAUCCCCAAGAUGGAGCCAAUAUUUCAGACAGAAUGUAAAUAUUACCUUACUCUCUAUGGUAACCAUGCAAUGACCAUUCAAUACUUCAUGAGGCACAGGCACAUUCAAGAAUGUGUGGAAUACAUCAUGCAUGCAAAUGUUGAUCUAGAAAUUUUCACUGAAAAUGCAUUAGUGCCCAUUCUGAGAUGUGGGCGGCUGAGUUACCUCAUGGGGAGCAUUAAUGCCUGUGACCCACACAUGGAAAAGUGGGGGAAGCUGCUGCUGGGGUCUUGCCGCUGGCUUGAGCGUCAUGGCUGGUGGAACUGCCUUCUUUCCCUCCAGGAAGCCAUGGGGGACAGGGUGAGGGCAUCAAUGACCCUUCUGAGAAUGUAUACUGAGAGUGCCACAAACUACAUGACACUUUCAAGCAGGUCUGAGUAUGUAAAUCUGGCCUUGACACACCUCCAGGCUUAUCUAGACCAGCAAGCUCUCACCACAUCCUCCCCAAAGAAGAAAAUCUCCCUUCUCAGCAUGUUGCCAUGGCAGAUCAAUCAGAACAUGAACAUGCUCAAACUUCAAAAUGAUGUCACCAAAUUUUUGUCCACUUGUGAGGCAAAGGGUGGUGACAUAUCUGGCUAUAUUCAAGUUCUCGCCAGCCUGGAUGUCGUGAAGGACCAGAGCCUGCCAACACUGCUAACCAGUGAUGGGGAGCGGCUUGGUGUGGCCAUACUGUUGAUAUGUCUUGCUGAGGUGGUGGCUGACGGCCUCUCUCUGACUUAUCGAAUAGUAGAACACAGCCACAUGGCAGUAAAGAUGCUGCUCUCCACCUGCUGCAAGGUGCUGGUAAAGAAGGGACAACUGAAGCAAAUUGGACGAGUGGUGGCAGGCAUGAAGGACUGGGAUAUACUAACCCCUGAGGAAGUGGAUGACGCUUUGCGUCCAUCCAUGCUGGGCUUGGCCUCCACCAAGAAUGCUGGUCAGCUGGACACUCUGGUCAAGCACUUUUCUACCGACGCAGCACGGAUGGAGAUGUUCCUGUUGUGUGGCCAGCUUAGGUCAGCAUACGUGGUGGCAGCACAUGUUGGAGACAGGCCGUGGGUGGAGAGGGUGAAGGAGGCGGCCCUCGCUGUGCGGAAGAAUCACGUGGCGUCCAUGUGUGACAAGUGGCUUGACAGCCAAGAUGAUGAGUAAAAGUAGCUGUUUAAUACAAUAAAUAUUUGCUUUUCCUGCAGAUGCAAAGGAAAAGAACAGAGCAAACCCUUGAUACAGUUACCAAUUUUGGGAAUAUCAUGUCAUUUUCCCCUAAAGUUCCCUAAUCUGUAUUUGAAUCUCACUUCAUCUGCAUAUUUAGAGAAGGAGUUUCAGGGCUUGAGUUGUCCUGUUGCCCUUAUCUGGAGGAUACAGAUGAGUGGAUAAAAUCACACAAAUGGGAAUCAGUUCCUCAAUGCCGUUUUAGUUGUAAUGUCAUAGUUAUGUCCACUGAUGCAAGUGUAGCUAGGUACCAUUGACUUCCACGAAUAAGUUUUGGUGGUCCUGUCACCUUGCUGUGGGUUUGGUUCUUGUCACAAAUUAUUAAAUGUGGUUUUAUUCAGUUAAAUUUUGCAACAUGUUUAGCAUGCCAAGUUUAUUGUAUCAAGGGUUUGCUGUAACAAAAAGAAAACAACAACAAAGAGGAGGAAUAAGGUAGCUAGUCAGUAAUUUUAUAUCAUUGUUUGAAGCAGCCCUCCUUUAUAUCAUGAGGACAGUUGUGGUCAUUCAGAGUCCAUUAAUGUGUAAUUUUCUAAAUGCCAUGAUUUCUCGCUCAUCAUGCAAGCCCUGUGCUGCCUGCUUAGUUCAGGAGAGUUACCCAGUGGUAAUGGAAACUACCAAUAUUUAAGAUUUUUACUUUCCCCUUCUUGCACCAGUCAUUGAAAGAGUAGUGGCAGCAGAAUGCAACAGCAUCACAUGAUAUUUUGGAUUUUUUUAUGUAUACAAGUUCUGUCUAGUUUACCAUUUUAAUGUACCUACUAUAUUCACCUCCCUUUGUGCAGUCAUCAUAUCUUCUUUCCAUGUAGCCAUCAGUUACCAAUAAUUGUUUCCAUUUCUUUCACCAAAUAGCAAAAGUUCCACACCCCUCUGAGAGGCUUGUUUACUUAGUCAAUAGUCAUUUGUGUGGAGUUGAAUUCCAUGCAUUAGAAAUGCUUUAGAUUUUUUAUUUUAUUUCAUAGAUUGUAGAUAUAGUUCUGCAUAACAGCAAAUCAUACCUAUUCCUCUCGGCAGCACCUACAUGAAAUAAACAUCCACUGUUCACAGAAGCACAUGCAAUUUACUAAUUACUAAAAUAAAACUUGAUAAUACUAAGCAUGCAGUGCAAGUAAACAGAAUGCAUGCACUCUUAAACUUGUUACAUGAAGUAGUAUUUCAGAAAACUGAGCAGUUACCCUUUUUUUUUUUUAUACUAGUUUCAUAUACUAGCUACAUACAGCAAGUGUCAUAUGAUAUCACUGAAUCUGUGAUCCUGUUUAUAGCCGUGCACAAUGUUGAUCCAAUGAAAUCACGUUUGAUGAGAUUUCAUAGAUGAAAAAAACAUGUGUUUCUGAAUCAUUGAUUCAUUUCAACUAUUUUCAAGUAAUUAAUUUAAUUUUUAUAAGAUUUAUAUAUAUGUACAGAUCAUUCACUGAAGUUUUUUGAAUAAUUGUUGGAUUGUAGUCUUGGUGUACUUAGCAGCACUUUACCUCACAAGUUUCAUAACUUUUUCAGUUGAGAUUAUUAGUCAGGUUUUACUUCUGUGAUGUGCAUGGUCCAAACACGCAGAGGCAAUGUCUAAGUGGAGAUGCAGUAACCGGCUCACACACUUUCAGGUAUUGUGUUAUGCUUGGCAAACACGUGUGGAGAAACAUUGGAAAACAUGUUUGUUUAUUCAAAUUCUAUAGUUGCCUGCCUUUACUCCAGUGAUCAGUACUGAUCAUAUACUUACAAUUUAUAUAUUGGCUGUUGUCAGUAUUUUAUACCAGAGAAUUUUAUGAAGUGCAUUGCACACCCGUCCAUUUAUGAUUGUCUUCCAUUACAAGAGUCUUAUUGUGUCUCAAAGUUGAAUAGAUAAAAGUUCCAUAUUUAGAAUGUGAUGUCAUAUUUAGAGAUGAUUUAGUGUUCUGUUUGACUUGCUGUUGGUAGAACAGCAUGCAACAGUACAGGCUUGGGUAGAUCUUCAUGCAGUAGUAUAGGCUGGGGUAGACCUUCAUGCAGUAGUACAGGCUGGGUAGAACAGCACACAGGACAGGCUAAGGUAGAACAGCAUACAGUAGUGUGGUAGUGUAGGCUUCUAAGUUGUGGGAGUAGUGUGUAAAUGCAGCAAAACUCACUAGGCAGAUAAAAAUUUUCAAAAGAGAGAAAAGGUUCCUGAUAUGUGUUUAGAUAGAUGCCUCUGUGUAGGGAUGCUGAAGGUUCAGUGCCUUACUGUAGUAUCCAGAAGACAUAGGUAUAGUGAUAGAAAGGUUGCACAUACUGUAUACUGUAGGUUCAGUAUAGUUGAUCUUGGUAUGGUCAAAGCUCUCUUGUUAAAGGGAUAUUGUUACAUGAUAUUAUAUUGUUUAUCUUAAACAAAUGUUACAGUUUGGCAUACUUUUAUCAGAGAUUUAUGAUAGAAUAGCAUUCUUAAAAUAUUUAUAGAUUCUUAGUUAUAUCAUGAAACUCAUUUUUCUCUAAUGUCAACUGCAAGAACUCAGUCACUCCCUCCCUCAUCAGUUGUUGGUAGUCGCGAUCAUUGGCAUAGCCAGUCCCAGAUCUCAUUUUUUUUUUUUUUUUUUUUUUUUAAUUAAGGAUAUUCCCGGCUGGG
This is a messenger RNA of Eriocheir sinensis (Chinese mitten crab), 11869 nucleotides long. RefSeq lists its product as uncharacterized. The coding region runs from base 307 to 9246 and encodes 2979 amino acids. Gene Ontology annotation, molecular function: metal ion binding; phosphatidylinositol-3-phosphate binding. The record is from RefSeq and is a predicted model, not a curated record. The transcript is spliced from 7 exons. Gene Ontology annotation, biological process: double-strand break repair via homologous recombination; mitotic cytokinesis; regulation of cytokinesis. NCBI's taxonomy places the organism in Eukaryota, Metazoa, Arthropoda, Malacostraca, Decapoda, Varunidae. Gene Ontology annotation, cellular component: lysosomal membrane; midbody; centrosome.